Colletotrichum destructivum is the source of this 1608-nucleotide messenger RNA. Its product is annotated as Putative Heat shock protein DnaJ, cysteine-rich. NCBI's taxonomy places the organism in Eukaryota, Fungi, Ascomycota, Sordariomycetes, Glomerellales, Glomerellaceae. The coding region runs from base 1 to 1608 and encodes 535 amino acids. The transcript has 3 exons. Gene Ontology annotation, molecular function: ATP binding; heat shock protein binding. Gene Ontology annotation, cellular component: cytoplasm. Gene Ontology annotation, biological process: protein refolding; response to heat. The record is from RefSeq and is a predicted model, not a curated record.
AUGAAUGCAAGCAUUCUCACCAAGGCAGCGGCCCCGGGCCGUCUGUUGUCCAGCCGCAUCUCCCGGCAAUCCAAGCUCAAGGCCGCUGUCUGCAAGCGCGCCCCGAUUCACACCGUCACUUAUACCGUCAGACCCACGAAAUCCUCGGCCUCACGGGUGACAUGUCAACCCCCUUCAUCCAAACAUACAUUCCACACAACAUCCGGCAAUCUCGCUCCGAGCGAUCCCUACAAAACCCUUGGCGUCGACAAGUCUGCGUCCGCGGGCGACAUCAAGAAGGCAUACUAUGGCUUGGCAAAGAAAUACCAUCCCGACACGAACAAAGAUGCCGGCGCGAAGGAGAAGUUUGGCGAUAUUCAGAGCGCAUACGAAAUCCUGUCCGACCCAAAGAAAAAGCAGCAAUUCGACCAGUACGGCGCCGCUGGCUUCGACCCUAGCGGCGCGCCCGGCGGCGACCCGUUUGGAGGAGCAGGAAACCCGUUCGGUGGUGGGUUCGGCGGUCAGGGCGGCUUUGGCGGUGGCUUCAACUUCGACGACAUAUUUUCAGCGUUCACGGGCGGCCAAGGAUCGCCAUUCGGUCGCCGUGCCAGUGGCCGGAACCCCUUCCAGCAGGAAAUACUGGUUGGCGACAACAUCGAGGUGCAAUCGAGCAUAUCUUUCAUGGAGGCAGCCAAGGGAACCAGCAAGACCAUCACUGUGACGCCCCUGACCGAAUGCGGAACAUGUACGGGCAGCGGCCUGAAGCAGGGCACCAAGAGGUCGGAGUGCAAGUCCUGCAACGGAACGGGAACGCGGGUGCACUUCAUGAACGGCGGCUUCCAGAUGGCAUCGACGUGCGGAGCCUGCGGCGGAACGGGCACGACCAUCCCUCGGGGGUCGGAGUGCAGGUCCUGCGCGGGCAAUGGUGUCGUGAGGGAACGCAAGACCAUCACUGUCGACAUCCCGGCCGGCAUCGAGGAUGGGAUGAGACUGCGGGUUGACGGCGCGGGCGACGCGCCAGUCACGGGCAAGAACGCCGAGGCCAACGUGCGGACGCAGAAGGGCGACCUCUACGUCUUCGUGCGCGUUGCAUCAGACCCCAAGUUCCGCCGGGCAGGGUCCGAUAUCCUCUACACCGCGAGCAUACCCAUCACAACAGCCAUGCUUGGAGGAGAGGUCACGGUGCCUACGCUCGACGGGCAGGUCAAUGUUAAGGUCGCCACCGGCACUAACACGGGCGACAAGCUGACGCUGUCGGGUAUGGGCAUGAAGAAGCUCAACGGCAGGAGGGGCGGGUCCGGCGAUCUGAAGGUCGAGUUCAAGGUCAACAUGCCCAAGUACCUGAGCGCGAACCAGCGCACCCUGGUGGAAAUGCUGGCCAACGAGAUGGGAGACAAGACAGCGCGACGGAUCAUGAAUGUCACUCCCCAGGGUAGCACCCAGCCGGUGUCGCCAGACGACUCCGAAUCCCACAAGAACGAGGGCUUUCUCAAGUCCAUGUGGCACACCCUGACGAACCACCCGGCCCACCAGAAGCCCUCCGAGACGGAUGCGGACAAGUCGACGACGACGGACAAGAAGAGUGACGAGAAGAAGGAUGACACCAAGAACGGCUCCGGCUCGGCAUGA